ACCCUAUUCCCCAGCAGUGUUUUGCCUUAUAACUUCAGAAGAACUUUCUGAGACUCUUGUUCUUUUUGUUUCGGUAGGGGAAAAAUGCUAAAACGCGAAAAGAUACUCAAGAAGAAAAGGAAAUGUCAGUUUAGGGAGUCAGCUCACAAACGGAAGCGUGGUGGAUUGAGCAGCAUCUGUUCCUGCUUCAUUCAUUCCCUCCUCCUGGUGCUGAGCCUCAAUGGGCGGCGUGAGGAGGCUGCGCGCGCGCCCGACCAUCAUCACCACCACCACCACCACCACGUCGACACGUUUAACUUCGGCCGUGCGUGGCUUCACAUGCACACCAUUUCCACACUUGUUUCUGAUCAGAAUGACUCUCUGGAAUGAUAUAAAGCGCGCGCCAUGUUUCUUUAUCACAGCCUUCUUUAUCUGACGGUUUUAUCCGUGUAUUCAGAAUCGGACACGCCAACUCUGUGGACAUAUUGAUAACAACACGACACCCUGGACGAGCUUUCUGCUAUCUCGACGACAUUUAUUCAAGUAAUUUUUACUUUCCUCUUCCUGCUUCUUCUGUCUGGCUGGCAAUUGACUCCCCUACAUCUCCUCCUUUGCCCUUUAGGAUUGCCUAGAGCACUGGCUUGGAUCAGUUUUCCUGCUUCUGCUGGCCCCCUUGUUGUUCCUCUUCCUCGUCAUUCGCCUCCUCUUCCCAACCCCAGAAUCCUCCACCAGUCACAAUGCCCACCACUUACUCUAUCCAACACAUGCAAGAGAAGUUCCAACUUCUCCUGUAGUAAUGCCCACUCUGGCCCAGUGCCAGUCUCCACCCGCUGCCCUACCCACCGCUCCUCCUCUUGCCAUCCCACCCCUUGCCAUUGCCAUUGUUGCCAUCUGCAGGCUCCUGCACCAUGAAGGAUGAGGUCAUCAGCACCAACGCACUGGCCUGGCUGGUCUGCUCCGGGGUGUCUAUCCUGGCCAAUGCCUGGGGCAUCCUGAGCGUGAGCGCCAAGCAGAAGAAGUGGAAGCCCCUGGAGUUCCUGAUCUGCACACUGGCUGGCACGCACAUCCUCAACAUGGGCAUCCCUAUCACCAUGUACUGCGUCAUCCAGCUGCGCCGCCAGCACUCCAAUUACGAGUGGAACGAAGGCCUCUGCAAGGUCUUUGUGUCCACCUUCUACACUCUUACUCUGGUCACCUGCUUCUCCGUCACAUCGCUUUCCUACCACCGCAUGUGGAUGGUGCGGUGGCCUGUCAAUUACAGGCUGAGCAACACGAAGAAGCAGGCUGUGCACACAGUGAUGGGUAUCUGGAUGGUUUCUUUCAUCCUGUCCACACUGCCUGCUGUGGGCUGGCACGACACCAGCGAGCGUUUCUACGCCCACGACUGUCGCUUUAUAGUGACUGAAAUCGGCCUGGGCUUCGGCGUCUGCUUCCUGCUGCUGAUCAGUGGCAGUGUAACAAUGGGAGUCAUCUGCAUCGGCAUUGCUCUCUUCCAGACGUUCUCCAUGCAAACAGGCCACAGUGCUGACAAGAACAAGUUCAACGUGCCCACUAUUGUGGUGGAAGACGCACAGGGUAAGCGCCGCUCAUCCAUUGACGGCUCCGAACCAAUCAAGACCUCACUGCAAAUCACAUACCUGAUCAGCGGCAUCGUGUUCAUCUAUGACUUCCUUACUGGCUUUCCCAUUCUGGUGGUGAGCUUUGCCAGUCUGAAGUACGACCGUUCCUACAGCUGGAUGGUACUGUGUGUGCUGUGGUGCUCCAUAGCCCAGUCCAUCCUCCUCCCCAUGUUCCUGUGGGCUUGUGACCGCUACCGCGCCGAUGUCAAGGUGGUCUGGGAGAAAUGCGUGGCCAUUAUGUCCAACGACGAAGUGGAUGAAGAAAACAGCCAGGAUGGAGGCAUUCAUCCGGACUUAAUAUAUGACAGACCUUAUGACUAUAGCUCCGCUGCUGAUAUCAUGACGGUAGACCGUAUUGCCAAGUACGAAUUCUCAACCUUAGAAAGGGGGGUCCCCCAGUGUUAUCCAUUGAGGGAGCCUCAGGAAGAUAAAAUGCACUAUUUGCAGGUGCCCCCUACAAGAAGAUACUCCCACGACGAAACCGACAUGUGGACCACAGGGCCGAUUCCUUCCUACCUGCACCGCUGGGGCUCCACGGAGGACAUGAUGGGUGUGCCACGUUACACCUCGAACCGCCACGAGAGGCGGCGCAGCAGCCUGGCAUCGUGCCACGAGGAGAGCAGCCGCCAUCAACGCGCACGUAGGAGCUCCGAUGGGACACGCUCUCUCCCGCGACCCCAGCGCUCUGAGGACAAUUUGGGGUGCUUCAGCCGUGACGAGGUGAUCAACUUCAUAGACGAAACACCUCUGGCCAGCCCAAUCAGGAGCCCCCGCCGUGCAUCGGCGCUCUCAUUAGUGGCCAGCGCUCAAGAGCGCCAGAUUAUCCUGCUACCACAUUUCCCGCUCACACAUUUCGAGCGGGAGCCUCAGGCCUUGCGACGCGCCUCUGAACACAAGGUUUCACGCACUGAACUGCAUCAGGGCUCACCCAGAAGGGACAGUAACAGCAGGGGGAGAGCAGAAGAAGUGAGUUUGAGCGAAUGUGGAUCUGAUAAAGGGUGUCGUGAGCAGCGGGGGGAUGGAAAACGUGCGUCUGAACUGAUUUUAACAGGCCAGAGCGUUUGGACAGCAGCACACUCGUCACUCAGGGGAAAAUCAGGACAAGGGGAAGCGCAUGUGACUAAGAGCGAAAUCCAAGGGAGCAUGAACAGUUUUAGAAACUCACAAUCACCAUCGUCGAGAUAUACUGCAUUUCACUCCGGUUCCAUUGGAUCGACAACCUAAGAUCCUGGAGCUUUUAUUAAUAUACAUCCUACACACAUCUCUUAUUAUUGAUAUGAGUAUUCUUGUUAUACAUAUUCAAGUGGAAUGUUUUUGUAAUAUGGGCGCUUCGUGAUUGAGUCUUGAGAAGUGGUCUAAGGCAGAGAUACUUACAUUCUUUUAUAGCUAUUUUUAAAUGUUACAAAUAUACAAAACAUGAUAGUCUUGUAUUGCAUUCUUUGGAGUUACUAUUUCAACUUAAAGAGAAUCAUGAGAGUAGAAAGGGCCUUUUUUCAGCUGGUGUUUACAAUAGCCACAACUAGGCAUUCAAACUUUUUACUGGAUUCCGAUUCCACUCUUUUCACUGUUUCUGUUGUUUAUGGUUGCGUGGUAUGUUAUUACAUUAUUUUAUAAAAUGAUUCUAUAAAUGUACAGUAGAUAUUAUAUGAUUUGCACCAAAAAACAAAACAAGGCUUGUUUCGUGUAAUCAUUUUCAUUUUCAGUAUUUUUAUUUCAUGCACAAAAGUUUUCAAAUGAUUUGUCUAGAGAAAAAGUUAAAGUUUCAGAUUAAGUACAUGUCAUCAUCCACCAAACCAAAGUUUACUGCUCAAAUUUGUUUUAAAGUAAUGGAUGCCUUUGAGAUAUUUAAGAACAUUUGGGGGGACAUUUGAUUGGUGGAGUAAAACCAGUUUCUUUGUCAGAGAAGGCUGUUGUUUCCAUAAAAAUUUUUUUAAAUGAUCUUAAAUGAGUUCUUAACCCCAACAAUUCAGUUUUGCCAAUUGUUUUUUUUUUUUCCUUUCCUGAGAAUGAAAAUAUGUAUUUGCCUAUGUACAGUAAAUGCCACACAUGGUUAUUUAUCCAUUAAAUCACCACAAUUCUAUUUGAACUCAACUCUGCUGCCUCGGUCCUGCAUUACUCUCUACCAGUGCUAGUACCCUCCACUCUUCUCUGCUUUUCUCUGCUUUUAUUCAUCUUCAUCCCUCUUUUUGUCCACUGAUAUAAUAUACAGUUUCCUCCAUAACAAAAAGUUUCACAUGACUGAAAAAGUUGGAAAUUUGCCAGGAAUUGGACUCAUGAGCAUGCUGUUUCCCUACACAUUGAGUUGAAUGGUGAAGGAGGGAACCCAAAAUAUCACAGUUUAGUUGGUUCUUGUGGUUGCAAAAUGAAAAAGUUUUUUAAAAAUCAACUGUGAAACGCCACUUCCACAUCACUUCACCAAACGUCAUUCAAAUUGCAGUUAAAAUUGUGAGUUUUGGUCAGAUGAAACUUUUAAACUUUUUGGCAUGUUUUGUGAAAAAAGUGGACUGCAAGGACAAGGAAAAGUAUAGUCUGCUACCUUUAUUUCUGAGAGUGUUGGAAAGAGGGCUUUUUGUUUUAAUUCCACCAGGCAGUAAUUCUCAUAUAUUUAUUACACAAAAGAAAGCAUGUGGAUAUAUAGUGACUAUGUGUUUGUCCAUGUUUGAGUUAUUAUUUUAAGAGUGCAUUGUUAUUAUCCUCAAGGAGACCCUGGGACUUGUGUGCAGUAAAUAAUAAUCUGCUUUUCAGAGCGCUUGACUGAACACACUAUAAUGCUAAUCAAAAGUUUUAUACUCUGUCCUCCAAUCUUGAGGUCUGUUGCUUUUCCAGCAAAGGGCCAACAAAGUUAAACAACAGCCUUGUAAGUUCAGAAGUCUUUGAAAACUUCAAAACACAAGUGCGCAUGAUGUAGGUUUUACACAUUAUUUUUUAUGAAUAUUACAUUUUUACUGUAAAAACUGUAAUCUUACUGCAAGAAUUUGCUGUUAAUUUAAUUUGCAAAACAUUUCUAAAUUGAACACAGGCCUGUCCUUGUUUUUAGGAAAACGUGUCAAAGGACAUCAGGGAAAAAAAAUACCAAAUACCUUUCAUAGUCCUCUUAACCAUAAGGCUGCACAUGAAAAAAACCUAUGUGAACCACUAAUGUCAUGGGUAUUUUUAUUUAAUGCAGAAUUCAAUGUUUUAAUUUAUUCCUGGCAUAUUCACUGUUUAAUGCUGGUUAUCAUACUUUUUCUUCUUACACAAAGUCCAUAUACUGUAUCUUUUGCAGCUACAUGGUGUUUGCGCUGUCUUUUAUGAAGGUUGAGUCACUUACAAAUUAAAAGCAUUCAUUUUUACAAGGGUUGCCAGAUCUUGUCUUCUUUAAACCAAUGAUCUGGAUGCAGAUACUCUUGGAAUGAUAUAUACUCAGCCUGUAUUUAAAAUUAUAUGUAAUUUCAGUUUGAGACGCAUGUAGGUAGGUGUUUCAGAAGCUUUUAAAUCAUGACUGGAUUGGAAACAGUCCAACCUGGCAAUUCUGAUUUAGAGAAUAUAACCACCUCCUCUAUAGGCGAACAUACUUCAUUGGUGUUUCAUGAACUCAUCCAACUUCAUGCAUGGCAACAUGUAUAAAUCACAAGACUGAACAUCAUUAAUAGUCAUAAUAUGUUAUGAUAAUUAAAUAUGCAGACGAUGCUAUUAUUUACUCUUCUCCUCCACAACUUGACACAAACUAGUUUGUUAUACAUUUACACCCGCAGUGUUUAAAAAUUACAAAUAAUUAGCCAAAUAUAAUAACUAAAUUAAAAAGAAAAGGCACUCAAACACUUUGAGCAGUUUUCUCGCCUAUUCUGAAUGCUGUUACUCCAAGCUGCAUUUUAAAUAAAGGCUUCUCCGCUGCACUUCGCUAAACAUUCAAAGAAUGUGGUCACAUAGUGUCCACAUCCAUAGGGCCAGGAGAAGCAGAGAUUAUCAUUUAUAUCAGCCAUUCAACAAAUGUUAAUCUUUAUAAAGUCCUCAUUCACGACUAAUGAAUUGAAAUACUAAUUAGCUCUUUUAAGGGACCAAAAUUUUUUUUUAAGUUUUUGCAGCAUUUCUAUAUUUUUGCAAUCAUUGGGCAGCGUGCUCAUUGCCCCAUUUAGCUCCAUAGAGUUAUUAUCGCAAUAUGGGAACUACAACAAGUGCUUAUAGAGGCCUGUUGGGCCAGGAAUCACGCUGCCCCAUACUCAGGAGAAGAGCAGUGGACAGGGAAAUUGCCAGAUUGGGCUAGUUAAAAAAAA
Molecule: messenger RNA, 5851 nt
Organism: Pangasianodon hypophthalmus (striped catfish)
Lineage: Eukaryota; Metazoa; Chordata; Actinopteri; Siluriformes; Pangasiidae
Product: probable G-protein coupled receptor 153
Exons: 6
Coding region: 888-2822 (644 amino acids)
Biological process (GO): G protein-coupled receptor signaling pathway
Cellular component (GO): membrane
Molecular function (GO): G protein-coupled receptor activity
Source: RefSeq, a predicted model, not a curated record